CAUGGCGGGCCCGGCAGCCUGGCGGUCGCUGCUCGCGCGGGGGCCGCGGCCCCUGCUGGGUCACGUCGUCAGACCCUCGACUUCGACGGCGACGCCGUCCUCCGCGGCGGGCGACGACGCCGUCCUGCACGGCAGCGUGAACGACGUCCGCGGCUACGACGAGGUGCCAGGGCCACGACCGGUGCCCUUCCUAGGCAACAGCUGGAGGUUCCUGCCCGUCGUAGGGAACUACCGCAUCGAGCAGAUGGACAAAGUGUGCCUCGGCCUCCACCGGCAGUACGGCGACAUCGUCAAGGUGGCCGGGCUCCUGGGCCGACCCGACAUGGUGUUCGUCUUCGACGCCGAUCUCAUCGAGCAGGUGUUCCGCGGCGAGGACGCCCUUCUGCCCGUCCGGCCCUCCAUGCCGAGUCUGGACGCCUUCAAGCACGGCAUCCGCAAGGACUUCUUCGGUGACCUGGCCGGCGUGAUCGCGGUACACGGCCCCAAGUGGCUCGAGUUCCGGACGCGGGUGCAACAGGUCAUGCUGCAGCCCCGGACGGCCAAGCUGUACGUGGGCGCCAUCCAGGACACGGCCGACAGCUUCGUGCGCAGGGUGCGCCGGCUGCGGAGCCCGGCCGGCGACGCGCCGCCGGACUUCGUCAACGAGAUCCACAAGUGGUCGCUCGAGUCCAUCGCCAGGGUGGCGCUGGACGCACGACUGGGCUGCCUGGACGAUCGACCGCCCGCUGACACCCAGGCCCUCAUCGACGCCGUAAACACCUUCUUCAUGAACGUCGGCGUCCUGGAGCUCAAGCCGCCGCUCUGGAAGAUCUUCCCCACCCCAACGUGGAAGGCUUACAUCCGUGCGCUGGACGACAUCACAAACAUCACGUCGGGCUACAUCACCCGCGCGCUGGACGCGCUCCGGGAGACGGAGCACGCCGAGCUGGGGCCGGACGCCUCCCUGCUGCAGCGGGUGCUCGCCAGCCACGACGCGCGCACCGCGCACAUCCUCGCCAUCGACCUCUUCCUCGUCGGUAUCGACACGACCUCCGCGGCGCUGUCGUCCGCGCUGUACCAGCUCGCCCUGCACCCGGAGCAGCAGGAGAAGCUGCACGGCGAGGUCGUCCGGGUGCUCGGCCCGGACGGCGCAGUCACCGCCUCCGCGCUCGAGGACAUGCCGUACCUGCGCGCCGUGCUCAAAGAGGUCCUUAGGAUGUACCCCGUGGUCAUCGGCAACGGCAGGACGCUCACCGAGGACACGGUCGUUGGCGGCUACCUCAUCCCCAAAGGGACCCAGAUCAUCUUCCAGCACUACGUGGCGAGCAACCAGGACCGGUACUUCCCCGAGGCCGGCCGGUUCCGGCCCGAGCGCUGGCUGCGCGAGCACCAGGCCGCCUGCCCGGCCCACCCCUUCGCCUCCCUGCCGUUCGGCUACGGCCGGCGCAUGUGCAUCGGCCGGCGCUUCGCGGAGCUGGAGCUGCACACCGUGGUGGCCAAGAUGGUGCAGAACUUCCGGAUGGAGUACAACAAGGCCCCACUGCCCUACAGAGUGCACCCCAUGUACAUGCCCCACGGACCACUGCAGCUGACCCUCCACGCGCGGUAACACCAUGGUAACACCAUGGUAACACCAUGGUAACACCCCUCGCAACUCCGAAAAGAGCGUCAAGGCGACUGACACCGCGGUGUUUGCCAACCCCAGGGACCAUGGCGCCUUGCGGGCAGGGCGGAUAGGCAAACUCGCUCGCCGUGGUGUCGCAGCCCUGACACACGGCACAAGUGUGUAUAUACUUCUGAAAAAAUUUAUGUACAUUUUUUAUUUCUAAUAAUUAAAAACGACUACCUCAGUUACCAUUA
Molecule: messenger RNA, 1839 nt
Organism: Frankliniella occidentalis (western flower thrips)
Lineage: Eukaryota; Metazoa; Arthropoda; Insecta; Thysanoptera; Thripidae
Product: probable cytochrome P450 49a1
Exons: 8
Coding region: 2-1588 (528 amino acids)
Molecular function (GO): iron ion binding; monooxygenase activity; oxidoreductase activity, acting on paired donors, with incorporation or reduction of molecular oxygen
Source: RefSeq, a predicted model, not a curated record